Molecule: messenger RNA, 720 nt
Organism: Nerophis lumbriciformis (worm pipefish)
Lineage: Eukaryota; Metazoa; Chordata; Actinopteri; Syngnathiformes; Syngnathidae
Source: RefSeq, a predicted model, not a curated record
AUGCAGGACCCCAAUGAGGACACCGAGUGGAACGACAUCCUGAGGAAGAAGGGGAUUCUCCCCCCGAAAGAAGACCCCAAAGAUGAGGAAGAAGAGGAAGAGUUGGCUCGCCAGCAGCAGUCAGUCGUGAAAACAUACGAGAACAUGACGCUGGAGGAGCUGCACGAGAACGAAGACGAGUUCGAAGAUGAUGACGAGGCGGCCAUUGAGAUGUACAGACAGAAGCGUCUGGCCGAGUGGAAGGCAAUGCAGCUGAAGAACGUAUUUGGGGAAUUGACAGAGAUCUCGGGUCAGGAUUACGUCAAGGAGGUGAACAAGGCGGGAGACGGCAUCUGGGUGGUGCUGCACCUCUACAAGCAGGGAAUUCCUCUGUGCGCGCUCAUCAACCAGCACUUGAGCGCGUUGGCCCGAAAGUUCCCUCAGACCAAGUUCCUCAAAUCCAUCUCAACCACUUGCAUCGCCAACUACCCAGACAGAAACCUGCCCACUGUCUUCGUCUACUUCCAGGGAGACAUGAAGGCGCAAUUUAUCGGCCCCCUCGUCUUUGGAGGGAUGAACCUCACUGUACAAGAGUUGGAAUGGCGGCUGUCUGAGUCGGGCGCAGUGAAGACAGAUCUGGAGGAGAACCCCCACAAGCAGAUCCACGAUCACAUGAUGUCGUCCAUCAGGUGCUCGCUCCCCACUCGCAACCACAACAGCGACGACUCGGACCAAGAUUAA